Aspergillus heteromorphus CBS 117.55 is the source of this 1161-nucleotide messenger RNA. Its product is annotated as Zn(II)2Cys6 transcription factor domain-containing protein. The coding region runs from base 1 to 1161 and encodes 386 amino acids. NCBI's taxonomy places the organism in Eukaryota, Fungi, Ascomycota, Eurotiomycetes, Eurotiales, Aspergillaceae. The transcript has 2 exons. Gene Ontology annotation, molecular function: zinc ion binding; DNA-binding transcription factor activity, RNA polymerase II-specific. Gene Ontology annotation, biological process: regulation of DNA-templated transcription. The record is from RefSeq and is a predicted model, not a curated record.
AUGUCUCCAUCCCAGCGUGUCUCACUCGACCCCCGGCGAAAGCAAAUCCCAGGCACCCUGGUCCUGAACUGGCAAUCGCCCGAAACACGGAAUAAAAAACCACUGGCUCGACGUCCCAUGACAGCUUGUCAAGCCUGUCGCACCGCCAAGGCUAAAUGUAGCGGACUACGACGCUGCGAGCGAUGUAAAUCCCGCGGGUUGCGUUGCUCAUAUGCUUCAUCAACUUCACAGACAAGGAGUGACGAUGCAAAUGAUAAUGAAUCAAAUGGCAAUAUCAGAGCGGGCGCGAGCACAACGACGAUAUCUCCAAAUGAUGAAGUGAUAUCCGAUUCUGUCGCUACACCGUUCCCUACAGAUGCAAUGCCCGUCGACUUCCCCGAUAUCUUUACCAACAGCGGUGAAGACCACACUCCUCCCAGCCACGCAAUGGAGCAGACAUUCACCCAAGCCCUUGAGCAAUUUGACUGGGUUUUUCCCGGAGAUAUCUGCCUCCCCUCUCCCAACCCACCCAUAUCCCCACCCCCAAACCCCCUCCCCUUCUUCUCACAACACCCACAACAACACCCACAACCCCAGCCCCAACAGCAACAAGGAACAGAGACAUCAAAACCCCACUGCCCCUGCCGCCCAUCCCUCCUCCACCAAAUCCCCCUCCUCGAAGCCACUCUCCAAAACCACCCUCCACCCCCCCUGGACAAAAUCCUCCACCACGCCCAUUCCAUAAUCCAGGCCUGCCAAACAGCCACCCAGUGCAGGUCUUGCCCGACCAGCCCCGUCGAUCUCGUCUACAUCAUGACCAUCUUCGAGCAAACAGCCACGUGCUUCGACCUGAUCACCAAGUCCGGUGUCAAUGAUGUCGUGAAAGUAGGGAUUGGGAGUUACUGCGUCUCGAGGACGGAUGACGAUGGGGCGCUGAAGAGGGUGUUGGUGGGGGAUUUGGUGAGGAGGGCGAGGGGGUUUCUGGAUGGGAUGGAGGGGUUGGCUCUGGGGGUGGGGGAGAGUGAGAAUGGAGGAUCUGGAGGGACUGGGAAGAGGGGCGUUAUGGGACGGUCGCCACGGUGUUUGAAUCAAUUAAAUUUGGAGUAUGUGAGGGUUGCGAGUGAGAGUUUUCGGAAACUGUUUGGAGUUAUGGAGGGAGUAUUUGGGGAUACAAGUGCAUAG